UUUUCUUCUUCGGUACCAAAGUCAAAAUCCUCAACAAUGAGGCAAGCAAUGACAAUAUCAACAUAUAAGUUUCUUGAAAAGGUCCCCAUGAAAAAAAUUCUACAACCCUCUGCCACCAUUAAAACCCUUAUAAAUACCACACCCAACUCCAUUUGGUUUCAGUUAAUUCUUUCUUUUCAAUCUUAAAGCUUUUCCCAGUUAUAACAAUGGCGGAUGAAGUGAUUCUCUUGGACGUUUGGGCAAGCCCUUUUGGAAUGAGGGUGAGAAUUGCCUUGAGAGAGAAGGGUAUAAAGUUUGACUGGAGAGCAGAGGACUUGAGCAAUAAGAGCCCCCUGCUACUGAAGAUGAACCCUGUUACGAAGCAAAUCCCAGUUUUGAUCCAUAAUGGGAAGCCAGUUUGUGAGUCACUCAUCAUUGUUCAGUACAUUGAUGAGGUCUGGAAGGACAGGACUCCUCUGUUGCCUUCUGAUCCUUAUGAGCGAGCUCAUGCAAGGUUUUGGGGUGACUAUGUUGAUAAGAAGAUAUAUAGCACUGCAAGGCAGGUGUGCACUACUAAGGGAGAACCCAAAGAAGCUGCAAAGAAAGAACUCAUACAAUGCUUCAAGACACUGGAAGGAGAGCUUGGAGACAAGGCUUACUUUGGAGGCAAGACCUUUGGCUUGGUGGACAUAGCUCUUAUCCCCUUCUACGGCUGGUUUCAUUCCUUGGAGACCAUUGGCAACUUGAACAUGGAGGCAGAGUUCCCUAAACUUGUGGCAUGGGGUAAGAGAUGCUUGGAAAAGGAGAGUGUGUCACAGACCCUACCUGACCAGCUCAAGGUCCAUGACUUCCUCUUGGGUAUCAGAAAGAAGCUUGGGAUUGAGUAAAAAUCCAAGAAGAUGGUGGUUUUGUUUCCUCUUUUUCUCGUUUUUCUUUCGGACAACAUAUGUAGCCGAUCCCAAUUAGUUGGGAUGAAGGCAGGGGUGUUCUUUUGUUACAAAUAAUGUUCACCUGGUACUGAACUUUUUGUUUUAAUAAAAUUCUUGUCUGGCC
Messenger RNA from Ilex paraguariensis (yerba mate), 1032 nucleotides. Lineage: Eukaryota; Viridiplantae; Streptophyta; Magnoliopsida; Aquifoliales; Aquifoliaceae. The record is from the annotation of a GenBank genome assembly.